This is a messenger RNA of Pogoniulus pusillus (Red-fronted tinkerbird), 2674 nucleotides long. It is a transcript of the gene LRTM2, whose product is annotated as leucine rich repeats and transmembrane domains 2. The transcript is spliced from 5 exons. The record is from RefSeq and is a predicted model, not a curated record. Lineage: Eukaryota; Metazoa; Chordata; Aves; Piciformes; Lybiidae. Gene Ontology annotation, molecular function: protein binding. Bases 1315 to 2427 code for a protein of 370 amino acids. Gene Ontology annotation, cellular component: plasma membrane.
UGUGCUUCAGAUGGAGGAAGGAGCCACAAGCAGCCCUGCCCAUGCUGUCCAUUUGCAUUCCCCACUCCCUGUUUCUGACAUAUUCCCAUUUUCCCUCUCGUGCCAGCUGCUCCACUCAAAGUUUUACUUGCAGUCUCCUAAAAAUGUUACUAACAAAAAUUAAGUAAAGAUUAAAGCAAACAGCAAAGCCAAAACCAAGGGCAGCCUGCUUAUGAUACUGGACCUGACAGAAGGGGCAGCUCAAGUGGCUCAGCUAAAGGGUAAUUCUUGCAAACGUAAGCUGCCGAGGUCCUCAGCAAGCUGGAGGAAGGCAAUGCAGGGGUCUGCUGUUGGGGAAGCAGGCUGCAGGAGCCCGCGGGAGAGCAGAGAGGGAAGCCUGGCAGCAGGGAGAGGGCUGGAUUUAGGUGCUUAUGCAGGGCUUGUCCCUUCUCCUUGUGUUUUUCUCUCCGGGUUUAUUGUCAUCAGCCAUACCAGGCAGGGGAGAGAUGGAGGGAGGGGAGGAGGCGCUCGGCAUGGUGCCUCCUCUCAUAACCUGUGCCUGACCAAUCUCCCUCCCAAGGGGCUGCGAGAGCUCCCCCCGCCCCGCCACCUCCUCAGCCCUCAGCUCCCGGCACCCGGCGCGGGAGGGAGAGGGACUGACGGCAACUGCCCUUUCUCCAGGAUGGGUUGAGAGAAACGAAACCCUCCCGAGCUCCUUCCUCUGGGUGUCUCGGAGCGGAUCCUGCCUGCCUGCCUGCCUGGCGAGGUGACUCCCCGGCAGCGCCUGUGCCGCUGCCAUCACAGAUGUACCCCCAGCUGUCACUUGGCCACGCGCAGUCGCUGCCUCUCUCUCGUCUCCCUCGCUCCUUCCCUCCCCUCUUGUUUAUUAUUUGCGGAGGAUUACAGCCCCUUUCCCACGCUGCCAUCUCGCCGUGCGGCUCCGCUGCCCUCCACGCUGGGCGAGCGGCUGGCUAAGAGGGGCUCCUGCCGGCUAGGGUCCCCCCAGCGCCCGAGCCGGCGGCCGAGGGACUUUCUGCUUUGGGAUUGUAUCGGGUUCUCGGGAAGAGCUGCCGUUCUCACAGGAGAGUCCAGCCCAGCCCCAGACAGGGAGUUAAAUAGAGCACACGGAAAGCCUGCUGCUGGGGAGUGAAAGUCAAGGAGGGAGAGGGAAAGAAGAGGCUGUAACUGGGCAGUGCCCGGGGGAGUCGGGUGGAAGUGGCUGUGGGCAAAGCCCCUCCAGGACCUGGCAGGCAGGCUACAAGAUCACUCCUCCUGCCUUCGGGGCUGUGUGCCAGGCUGGCUGGUGGAUGUGAAGACACGCUGGAGAAGACGACAAUGCUGCCUACAGCUUCUGGCCACCGGUGGAGAAGCAGAUUCCUCAUGAGGUGGCAAGAGGCUUGCCUGCUUGGCUGCUGGCUAUCGCUGUGUGCUGCUGAGUCCUUCUUUGCUUGUCCUUCCUCCUGCAAGUGUAACAGUGGCAACCUGGAAGUGGACUGUAGCGGCUUGGGCCUCUCUUCCAUCCCCUCAGACAUCCCCACAAACACCAGGACCUUCCUCUUUCUCAACAACAAACUCAGCAUCUUGCCAGGAGCAGUGUUUUCCAACCUCUCUGCCCUGCAGAGGCUGGAUCUAUCCAACAAUUUCUUGGACCAGCUCCCUCAGAACAUCUUCAGUGACCUGGGGAACCUCACGGAGCUCCAGCUGAGGAACAACAGCAUCCGGGCCUUGGACAAGGACCUGCUCCAGCACACGGCCCUGCUGCGCCAGCUGGACCUCUCCAUCAAUGGCCUGGCCCAGAUACCCUCGGGCAUCUUUGACGACCUGCCCGCCCUCCGCUCCCUCUCUCUCAAGUCCAAUCGCCUGCAGAGCCUGGACAGGGUGACCUUUGAGCCACUAACCAGCCUACAGCAACUGCAAGUUGGGGAUAACCCCUGGGAAUGUGACUGCAACCUCCGGGAAUUCAAGCACUGGAUGGAGUGGUUCUCCUACAGAGGUGGAAAAAUCGACCAGCUGGCAUGCACCCUGCCCAAGGAGCUGAAAGGGAAGGACAUGCGAAUGGUGCCCAUGGAGAUGUUCAACUACUGCUCCCAGCUGGAUGAUGAGAACAGCUCCACAGUGCUGGACAAUACUGGCCCACCCUGCACUAAAGGAAGCCCAGCUCCUACCAAAUCUAAGUCUGGUUCAGAAGCAGAGGUGGAGCCCAGCGUGGGCUGCCCCCAGAAGCAGCGGUACCGGCCCGUCAGCGUGCGCCGCGCCAUCGGCACUGUGAUCAUCGCAGGGGUGGUCUGCGGCAUCGUCUGCAUCAUGAUGGUGGUGGCAGCUGCUUAUGGGUGCAUCUAUGCCUCCCUCAUGGCCAAGUACCACCGGGAGCUGAAGAAGAGGCAGCCACUCAUGGGUGACACAGAAGGUGAACACGAAGAGCAAAAACAAAUCUCUUCUGUGGCAUGAAACUCUUCAAGGAAGGAAAGGACAGCAACGGACAAAGGUACCUGAGAGCAGUCAAGCAUGGGGUCCUCCCGAAAUACACCUCCACAGACAAAGAGACUGUGCUAUUGCUCCACUCACCCAAGUAGUGCAACAUGCUUCUGGGGGGGUCAGGGCACCUGGCUCAACUUCUGUUCCUCUGCCCCAGGUCCAUACUGUGCCCUUUCACCCUUGGGCCCUCUCAGACAAAUAAAGUAGAGUCAGACCUCGA